AUGGAGCGGUCAAUGCCAGAGAGUGGAGGUCCAUUGGCGAGGAGGCAAAGACAAGGACGACCAAGUGUGACGAUGGCGGAGCAACACGACUCAGUCGGUGGUACGGGGCUGAAAGGAGCCACUGCUGCUCUACAUGGUAUAAGCUGCACCAGCGCCGAGAAGAAUGUUCUGCUGCAUCCUCCUACUUCCUCAGGCAGCAUCGGUGGAGGUGGUUGCUGUGCUGGGUCCUCUAGCUGUGCCGUGACAAUGUUAAGAAGGGUUAUGGUCAUGACAAGUGUCAUUGCUAAACCAACUCUCAUAGAUUUCAUCAUGUAUAAAACACUCUUAAGAGUCAGAGAAUCAUCAGCCGCCUCUUUCACUUCAACCCUCCUUAAACCUCAUCUCUUUCCUUACUCCGCCGCUCCCCUCGCCGUCGCCGCCGUCAUCCCAUUUCUCUUGUACCCUCAAGGUGAAAUGGCUGGGAAGUCGAACAAAUCGAAGGCCAAGAGAGCGGCUCAGGCUCAGGCUCAGGCUCAGAGCUCUACCACCAAUUCCACUGAUGCCGCUAUUCAAUCCGAUGCUUCUGCUGCCCCAGCCACUGCUUCUGUUCCUGCUUCCGAUAAUGGAGUCGUCGUCCCCACUGUUGACUCUGCCGCUGUUGACUCUGCCGCUGUUGAAUCUGCCGUUCCUGAAGCGAAUGAAAUUCCAAAGGCUGACGAAAGCGAAUCGCAAGUAGCAAAUAACGAAGCCCAACCCAAGCAAGGUGAACUUCGUCUUUAUCCUGUUUCUGUCAAAACACAGAGUGGGGGUAAAAUGGAGCUGCAAUUGAACCCUGGAGACUCAGUGAUGGACAUCAGGCAGUUCCUCCUUGAUGCCCCAGAGACGUCGUACUUCACGUGCUAUGAAUUAUUGCUCCGCAGUAAGGAGGGAGAGACUCACCAUCUGGAAGACUACAAUGAGAUCUCUGAAGUAGCUGACAUCACCAUUGGUGGUUGCUCCUUGGAAAUGGUUGCAGCAUUGUAUGAUGAUAGAUCGAUCAGGGCACAUGUUCACCGUGCUAGAGAUCUUCUGUCCCUUUCGACGCUUCACUCUUCCCUGUCAACAACACUUGCCUUGCAGUAUGAUGCAGCAUUGAACAAAGCUCAGACUCCUGGAGACAAACCAAAAACUGAUGUCCCGGAGCUUGAAUGUCUGGGUUUCAUGGAAGAUGUACCUGGCUCUCUCAGGAAGUUGAUAAAUUCUCCAUCGGAAGAGAUCAAGUGUGUGGAGAGCAUUGUCUUCUCAUCGUUCAAUCCUCCUCCAAGCCACAGAAGACUUGUAGGAGACUUAAUUUAUUUGGAUGUUGUGACCCUCGAAGGCAACAAAUACUGUAUCACGGGUACCACAAAGGCAUUUUACGUUAAUUCUAGCUCAGCGAAUGUUCUCGAUCCAAGGCCGACUAAAUCUGGGUUCGAAGCUACUCUCAUUGGAUUAUUGCAAAAACUUAGCUCUAAGUUUAAGAAAGCUUUCCGCGAGGUCAUGGAAAAGAAAGCCUCUGCACAUCCCUUUGAAAAUGUUCAAUCGCUUUUGCCACCACACUCAUGGCUGAGAUCAUAUCCUGUUCCCGAUCACAAGCGUGAUGCAGCGAGAGCAGAAGAAGCACUGACCAUUUCUUAUGGUAGUGAACUGAUUGGUAUGCAAAGAGAUUGGAACGAAGAGUUGCAAUCUUGCAGGGAGUUCCCUCACGCUAAUCCUCAGGAGAGGAUCUUACGUGACAGAGCUCUUUACAAAGUGUCUUCCGACUUUGUCGAUGCAGCGCUUAACGGAGCAAUUGGUGUAAUCAGCCGAUGUAUACCACCCAUAAACCCAACUGAUCCAGAGUGUCUGCACAUGUAUGUGCACAACAAUAUCUUUUUCAGUUUUGCUGUCGAUGCCGACAUUGAACAGCUAUCUAAGAAACGUCCAUCCGUGACGGAGAAAGUGAUCUCAUCUGAAAAGGUUUCAUGCACAGAUGGAACCUGCGAUGGAGCCGAGGACACCAGCUGUAAUGAGGCGCCUCUUGUUGAAAAUGAGCAGGCAACGUAUGCCUCUGCAAACAACGACUUGAAAGGCACAAAGUUAUAUCAGGAAGCAGAUGUCCCAGGGUUGUAUAAUCUGGCAAUGGCCAUUAUUGAUUACAGAGGCCAUAGAGUUGUUGCUCAGAGUGUUCUACCAGGCAUCCUUCAGGGUGAUAAAUCAGAUGCGCUUUUGUAUGGUUCAGUCGAUAAUGGCAAGAAAAUAUGCUGGAAUGAAGAUUUUCACGCUAAGGUGCUAGAGGCUGCAAAGCUUCUUCACAUUAAGGAACACGCUGUUAUUGAUGCUUCUGAAAAUGUCUUCAAGUUGGCUGCACCGGUGGAGUGUAAGGGGAUUGUUGGGAGUGACAACAGGCAUUAUCUUUUGGACUUGAUGAGAGUGACGCCUCGGGAUGCCAAUUACACAGGUCCAGACUCACGGUUUUGUGUCUUAAGACCAGAACUGAUCACAUCAUUUUGCCAGGCCCAAUCUGUUGUGGAAAAAUCAAAAUCUAAAACCAAGACUGAUGAAGGAACGGAUAGUGUUGCUGAUCCUUCUGAUGUUGGUGUCGAUGCUUCUAAAACUGGUGAUGAAGUGAUCCAUGGAGAGGAAAAUGGGGAUACAACUUCUGAUAAGAAAACUGUUGCAGAAAAUAAAAAUACCACCGCCCAAGAUUCUGCCGCAGGAUCUUCUGAAAGUUCCAAACCAUGUGAUGAAAUAGCAUUUAACCCUAACGUCUUCACCGACUUCACAUUAGGUGGCACACAAGAGGAGAUAGCUGCUGAUGAAGAAAAUGUGAAGAAAGUUAGCUCAUACCUUGUAGAUGUGGUACUUCCAAAAUUCAUUGAAGAUCUUUGCUCUCUUGAAGUUUCCCCUAUGGAUGGUCAGACUUUGACUGAAGCACUCCAUGCUCAUGGUGUUAAUGUUCGUUACAUUGGAAAGAUUGCUAACGGUGUGAAGCAUUUGCCUCAUUUGUGGGAUCUUUGCCUGAAUGAGAUUACAGUCAGAUCCGCAAAGCACAUUCUCAAGGACAUUCUAAGAGAUAUAGAGGAUCACGAUAUUGGAGGAGCAGUCUCACAUUUCCUCAAUUGUUUCUUUGGAAACUAUCAAGCUGCUGGGGGAAAAGCUGGCACCAACAGCUUGAAUGCUAAAACUCCAAAGAAGGGUCAAGGAAGAGGUAAAGGAAAAGCUUCUGCAAAGAAAAGUCUUUCAUCGUAUAUGAUGGUUGACUCCAACACUCUAUGGUCUGACAUUCAGGAAUUUGCCAAAGCUAAGUAUGAGUUUGAGUUGCCCGAGCUAUCAAGAACUACAGCCAAAAAAAUACCUGUUCUUCGUAACCUUUGCCAAAAGGUUGGUAUCAGUGUUGCUGCACGCAGUUACGACUUUAGUUCAACCUCACCUUUCGAAACAUCAGAUGUAUUAGACAUUCGACCCGUUAUUAAACACUCGGUCCCUGUAUGCUCUGAGGCAAAGGAUCUUGUUGAGAUGGGAAAAGCCCAACUGGCUGAGGGCAUGCUUAGUGAAUCCUACACGUUCUUUUCGGAGGCGUUUUCAAUUCUUCAACAGGUGACUGGCCCAAUGCACAGAGAAGUUGCAAACUGCUGCAGGUACCUGGCCAUGGUUUUGUACCAUGCAGGAGAUAUGGCCGGAGCCAUAAUGCAACAACACAAGGAACUAAUAAUAAAUGAACGAUGCCUUGGCUUGGACCAUCCUGAUACUGCUCACAGCUAUGGGAAUAUGGCUCUUUUCUACCAUGGACUUAAUCAGACAGAGCUCGCUCUACAGAACAUGGGCCGUGCCUUGCUAUUACUUGGCCUAUCAUCUGGCCCUGACCAUCCAGAUGUUGCUGCUACAUUUAUUAAUGUCGCCAUGAUGUAUCAAGAUAUGGGGAAAAUGGACACAGCUCUACGUUACCUUCAAGAUGCUUUGAAGAAGAAUGAGAGACUUCUUGGCCCUGAACACAUUCAAACUGCAGUAUGCUACCAUGCCCUUGCCAUUGCGUGUAACAGUAUGGGCGCAUACAAGUUCUCUCACCAGCAUGAGAAGAAAACGUAUGAUAUACUUGUCAAGCAAUUGGGAGACGAUGAUUCCAGGACACGUGACUCUCUAAACUGGAUGAAUACGUUCAAGAUGCGUGAGCUGCAGAUGAAUGCACAAAAGCAGAAAGGACAAGCAGCCAAUGCGGCCACCACGCAAAAGGCUAUCGAUCUCCUCAAGGCGCAUCCAGACCUGGUACAUGCGUUCCAAAACGCAGCAGCUUCUGGGAGGUCUAAUGCACUCAACGCAGCUGUCCUCGGGGAGGCACAACAACCUCGGGGAAGAGGUUUUGAUGAAAGAGCAGCACGCGCUGCAGCUGAAGUCAGGAAGAAAGCAGCUGCUAAGGGGCUACUGGUUCGUCCACAGGGCGGUGUUCCAGUUCAAGCUAUGGCACCACCGCUCUCUCAACUCCAAAACCUGAUCAAUUCAGGAGCUGCAAACACUUCUGAGAAAACUGGAGAGAAUGGUGAGGCAAAGGUAGAAGAGAAGAAAGAAUCCUCUGAAAACGGGAAAGCAGCGAACGUGGCAGCUCCUGCAGGAUUAGGCGCCGGUUUAACAUCUUUGGAUAGGAAGAAACAAAAGGCCAAAAAGUAA
Molecule: messenger RNA, 4641 nt
Organism: Microthlaspi erraticum
Lineage: Eukaryota; Viridiplantae; Streptophyta; Magnoliopsida; Brassicales; Brassicaceae
Source: the annotation of a GenBank genome assembly